Molecule: messenger RNA, 1425 nt
Organism: Caenorhabditis remanei
Lineage: Eukaryota; Metazoa; Nematoda; Chromadorea; Rhabditida; Rhabditidae
Exons: 7
Coding region: 1-1425 (474 amino acids)
Source: RefSeq, a predicted model, not a curated record
AUGCCUCUACUUGAUACACCAACUCUCAAUGUAAUACAACUUGGUUUUGGUUUUUUCUCAACUUUUUUUGCUUUCAAUUCCCAAGGAUUCAUUGAGGAAGCAGUCAUUGAUAGUGCAGCAGACAGUGGCAAUAUUAACAAACAUGCGGGCUACUACAGUUUGGCAAUUAUUUACGCAGUUUUCACGGUGGCUAAUUUUGCUGCGGCUCCAAUAGUGGACAUUCUAACACCAAAAUGGGCGAUGGUGCUGGGAUCGUUAUGCUAUGCAAUUUUCCAGGCAGGUUUUCUAUUUCUGAAUGAGUGGUAUCUGUACGGAAGCAGUGCACUUUUGGGUCUUGGAGCUUCUAUUAUUUGGACUGGACAAGGUUCAUAUUUAUCCCAAAACUGCACAAAAGAAACCACUAGCCGCAACAGCUCAAUGUUAUGGGCAAUGUCAGAGAGCUCCUUAUUGCUUGGUGGUGUCUUCCUGUUUAUUGUGUUCAGUGUGCAAGGUGCUCAGGAUCAAAUUCCAAACUCUACAAUCAACAUUCUCUACUCCGUUUUCACUGUUCUUUCUCUCAUUUCUACCGUAAUUUUUGCAUUACUUCGUGCUCCCCACUACCCGGAAACCGUAGAUCGGAAAAACUAUGGAAAGUUGGUAGCAUCGACAUUCAAGUUGAUGUUCACAAAGAAAAUGAUUAUACUUGCUUUCGUUUUCGCUUACACCGGAAUUGAGCAAUCUUUUUGGACAGCUAUCUACCCAACAUGCAUCUCUUUCACAAAACAACUCGGAAGCAACACAAAUGCUCUUCUUGCUCUGAAUGCCAUUUGCACUGGAUUUGGUCAAAUUGCUGCUGGUGUUUUGUCGGGAUUACUCGGAGACAAAGUCAGAAAAAUUGGACGCGACUCAAUUGUUCUCAUUGGUACAAUUGUUCAUCUUGUGGUUUAUGCGCUAUGCUACAUUAACUUUCCACAAGAUUCCUCUCUUAAGAAAACUGACGAUAUGGGUGGACUCAUCCAACCAAAUUUAGCAAUUGCUUUAAUUGCUGGAGGUCUCUUAGGAUUUGGCGAUGCAAUUUGGAACACUCAAAUUUAUUCGUUCCUUUGUGAUACCUUCUCUAAACAAAGCGCCCAAGCUUUUUCGCUUUUCAAAUUGUAUCAGUCUGCUCUAUCCUGCGCCGCAUUUUUCUACGCCCCCGUCCUUCAGCUCUACUGGCAUUUGGUUAUUCUCGUCGUCACGUCGUUGUUUGCAGCAUGUUGUUUCUUCUAUGUGGAGAGAAUUUCAAGAGAAACGAGCUCUGUCAGAGAUUCAUACAGCUUCACAGAUGACAAAAUAACUAAGCAACGGGGAGAUGUUCAGUACAGAAUAAAUGAAAAUGAGCAGCAGAAUAAUGUGACAAUGAUGUAUAGAAAAUCAACUGAUCCGGAUGAAGAUGUGAAGUUUUAA